Encephalitozoon hellem ATCC 50504 is the source of this 1575-nucleotide messenger RNA. RefSeq names its product transcription initiation factor TFIID subunit TAF12. The coding region runs from base 1 to 1575 and encodes 524 amino acids. Lineage: Eukaryota; Fungi; Microsporidia; Unikaryonidae. Gene Ontology annotation, biological process: DNA-templated transcription initiation. The record is from RefSeq and is a predicted model, not a curated record. Gene Ontology annotation, molecular function: protein heterodimerization activity. The transcript has a single exon. Gene Ontology annotation, cellular component: transcription factor TFIID complex.
AUGAAUUUUUUUAAGGAAGGAGAGAGAUUGAAGGCGAUUUUUGAUAACUUAGUGAAGCAGCAUAAGAAGAGUAAGAGGAGGGUUGUUGAUAACAAGAAUGUAAGCAAGGAAAUGGUGCAGGAGUACGAGGAGAAUAGAUUGAGGCUGACGCAUUUUUUCAAAAUGCACUCUAGGUUUAUUAGGCCAAGGAAGAAUAGUGUUGGGAUAUUUUCCAUAGACGAUUUUGUCAAAGCCAGGACUGAGGCGGUGAUGCUUUCGUCGAAGGAAGGACUGGGUACGGAGGAGAGGGCUAGGAUGGGAUUUUCUGUGGGGAUGCCUAUGGACUGGAACAGAAUGAAUGACAGAGUUGCCGUGAACUAUGGGAUGCCUGGAGGAGGGCCACUAUAUAUGCCGGGCGUGAUUCCUGAUGGAAGGUGGGGAGUACCUAUGGAGCAAGGAAUGCCUAUAUGGAUGGGGCCUAUGGGACAGCCGAUUAUAAGAGGCCAGGAAAGGGCAUCCUUAUGGAAUCCCAUGCCUUUUCCUAGACAGAGCGAAGGCGUUGGGGGAUUUCAUGGGGUCCAGCCUCAUGGAGUGGAGUACCGAGGCUUCAAUGGAGUUUACGGCGGCUAUGGGAUGUAUAUGGAGCCGAGAUUGAGGGACAAUGGGCAACACGUGGGGCUUGGCAUGGAGGAGGGUAACGUUUAUGGCAUGUACGGUGGAUUUCCCAGUGGAUGCGAAAGAAAUAGGUUUGGAGAAAGAUACAGAGUGGCGGGAAAGACGGUUGUGUCUCCCAAGACAGGGUUUUCAUAUAUCUCGGAUGAAAGAGGAGUGAGUGGAGCGAGACAGCCAACGAAUUGGGUUGGGGGAGGCCAAUUGUAUAGCACAAGUAGGAAGAAGGAAGAGGCCAUGAUGUCGCACCACACAGUUUCUCCAGGGAAUCUGAGCUAUAUAAACGGUAUAGCGCCAGAAGUAUGUAGAGGAAAUAGCUUUGCAACAACGUGUUCGCUAUAUCCUGAGGUGCCUGGAAAAAGGAGGUGUUCUGCACAACAUCCCCAAAGCCCUACGAAUAGAGGGGAGGUUGGGAGAGAAGCAGUAGAAAAAGUUCCUGAGGAUAGGAUCUUGGAUGAGAUAAUGGUGGGAUCUGACUGCCUGGAGAAAGGUGAGAUGUAUUCUUGUAAUCUGGAAGACCUCUGGCGGCUGGAUAUACUUCUAGGGCCAGAGAAAGAGCAGGGAUGUGAUGGGAUUGAAAAGAACGAAAUAGAGCUUCCAAAAGAUUUGCAGAAUAACAACGGGAGAGACCCCAAUGGCGAGCUCUGUAAUGUAAAUAGAAAUGCAGGCUCCGAUGUGAAAACAAUAGAGGAGUUAAUUGGAUGUAAGGAUAUCGACAAAGAUGUAAAGGCAUUUAUCUAUGAGCUUUGCGAUGGGUUUGUUGACCAUAUCAUCCACAUGUCGUGUGCAUUGGCCUACCACAGGAAGAAGGACGUUGUCGAGUUGUGUGAUGUCAAGUUAGCGCUGAAGACAGAAGUCGGAAUCGAGGUUCCUGAAGAUGAUGAGGAUCUAAAGAAUGUGUCCACCGAGAGCAAAGAAAAGAGGUAG